AAUAGAUGCGCACUAUUGGAGCACACAACAGCUAGGACAUUGGCUUUGUCAUGAUGAAUAUAGUCCUCGCGCGUCUCGUACAGUAGAGAUACCCGCGAGGCUGUCGACGCGAGUUGAGAGUCACGCUGUCGCGAUACAUUUUCUGAGGCGAUUCCGCGAUUAAAAACGUUAAGUAACGCUGGCUACGGAUACGCGGUUAUCGAGACGAAGGAGAUUUGCAGUACUCGAGAGACGUUCUAUAUAGGACAACGGAAACGAUAUAGCAAUAUCGCAGAAUAGAGCGCGUGCUAGCAGGAUAUCGACUGGCCAUUCGAUUCCGAAAGGGACGCCAUUUGUUUUGGCGGGCACGUGUAUUAUCGCCGGCGCGAACGAGUUCGUUGGACUGUAGAUUCUACGCUAAUCGUACUUAUGAACAUCAUUACGUCAGAAAUGGAGUCCAUGGACAUAGCAGCAGAGCCUACUACUGUGAAUAAAAAUGUCAAUGUACAAUCAUGCAGAGAAUCCGUAUCUGUUGACGAUAUGACAUCGAGAGACUAUUAUUUUGAUUCCUAUGCUCAUUAUGGAAUACAUGAAGAAAUGUUAAAGGAUGAAGUACGCACUGUGACGUACCGAAAUUCCAUGUAUCACAAUAAACAUCUCUUCAAAGGGAAGACAGUUCUCGAUAUUGGCUGUGGAACGGGUAUUCUCUCCAUGUUUGCAGCUAAAGCUGGUGCAGCCAAAGUCAUUGGUAUCGAAUGCUCCAAUAUCGUUGAAUACGCAGAAAAGAUAGUAGAGGCAAACAAUCUGUCCUCUGUCAUAACGAUACUUAAAGGAAAAGUCGAAGAAGUUUCAUUACCCGAUGGAAUAGAAAAGGUUGACAUAAUAAUAUCCGAAUGGAUGGGCUACUGUUUAUUCUACGAAUCGAUGUUGGACACAGUGCUCUUUGCCAGAGACAAGUGGCUUCGUGAAGAUGGUAUGCUCUUCCCUGAUAAAGCGACAUUAUUCAUUUGUGGGAUCGAAGAUAGACAAUACAAAGACGAGAAGAUUAAUUGGUGGGACGAUGUGUAUGGAUUCGACAUGAGUAGCAUAAGGAAGGUGGCCAUUAGUGAACCACUAGUGGAUGUUGUUGAUCCAAAACAAGUUGUUACAAAUGCAUGCCUAAUUAAAGAAGUUGAUCUGUAUACAGUAACGAAGGCCGAUCUUGAGUUCUCGUCACCAUUUACUCUUCAAGUCCGCAGAAACGACUAUGUCCAAGCUUUAGUUACAUUCUUCAACAUCGAAUUCACAAAGUGCCACAAACGUAUUGGCUUCAGUACUGCACCGGAAGUGCCAUACACACAUUGGAAACAAACCGUCUUUUAUUUCGAUGAAUACAUGACAGUGAAGAAGGGGGAAGAAAUAUACGGCGUAUUCUCGAUGAGGCCCAAUGCCAGGAAUUACAGAGAUCUGGAUUUCAGCAUUGAGUUAGAUUUUAAAGGAGAGUUGUGCCAAGUACACGAGACUAACAAUUACCGUAUGCGCUGAUAUAUAGUGGACUGCGCGUCUCUUUCCACUUUUUUCAUAACUCAUUAAAAAGUCAUUUAAUCAAAUCUGAAGUCGAUUUCCUACAGUAUGGAACUAUAAAUUGUCGCGUUUAGACGGCGUGUAUUGAUGACAGUAUGUCAGUUGUUAAACUGACUUUAGCAGUUCUUUAAUUUUAAAAGACAUGGAAUACUUUCUGAUUAGACAUUUAAUAUAAUGACUUUUAUAAAUAUUUUCUUCUGUAAACG
Molecule: messenger RNA, 1748 nt
Organism: Mycetomoellerius zeteki
Lineage: Eukaryota; Metazoa; Arthropoda; Insecta; Hymenoptera; Formicidae
Gene: Art1
Product: arginine methyltransferase 1
Exons: 2
Coding region: 409-1503 (364 amino acids)
Biological process (GO): chromatin remodeling; peptidyl-arginine methylation, to asymmetrical-dimethyl arginine
Cellular component (GO): nucleus
Molecular function (GO): protein-arginine omega-N asymmetric methyltransferase activity; histone methyltransferase activity; protein-arginine omega-N monomethyltransferase activity
Source: RefSeq, a predicted model, not a curated record